UCUCUACCUCUGGCACUCUUUUUCUCUCUAUUACUCUCUCUCAGUCAAACAGAGGAUUCUCCAUAGCCAGCUGUAGGUUAAUGUGAGCCUCACUUCGCAUCAUUGUUUCACUGAUGCUCUCUUUGUUUUUCAUUUUUUUCUCUUCUGACUGAAUUUCUGACGAUUCUGACAUUCUGUGCUCGGAUGCUUCUAAGGUGCACGAAGAGUAGAGGGAACGGGAGAGAACUUUUAAGACUGCUAUCAGUGGACCUUCCUCUUGAAUCAAGACGCGUCAGAUUGGUUGAUUUGCUGUCGAGAGACCCGUCACAGCGGAGGGGUUUUGGUUGUAACUGAUGACUCAUUUAGGUCAUUUUCCUCCUUCAGGACCGCUGGAUAUAGAUUUCUUUUCCUUUGCUGCACCUGUAGGUUUCCUUUCUAACACUCUGUGGGGACUUUUAUGGAGUGUGAAAUCUGUGCAGCAAGUGUGAAGUUUGACAGAGUAUGGCCAGUGGAACCACAGCUGAGUGUUGAACUGCUUCUGUCCAGGAAGGCAGUCCAGACAUGACAACUGUGUCCAUGGAGCCUGUAGGAGUCCUGGUGGAAAGGGGCGCCAAUGCAACCGACCCUCCUCUGAACUCGCUUGAAGAUACAGCCGCCACCUUCACCAUUGGAACCAUCCUCUCCAUUAUGUGCCUCAUUGGAGUCUCCGGGAACAUCUACACCCUGGUGGUCAUGUGUCACUCCAUGAGGUCUGCAGCCUCCAUGUACAUCUACAUCAUAAACUUAGCUUUAGCAGAUCUACUGUAUCUUCUCACCAUCCCCUUUGUAGUCUGCACACACUUCCUAAAGGGAUGGUACUUUGGGGAUGCAGGGUGUCGGAUUCUGAUAAGCAUGGACUUCCUGACCAUGCAUGCGAGCAUCUUUACUCUGACAAUCAUGAGCACGGAACGCUACUUUGCGGUGCUCAAGCCCCUCGACACAGUGAAACGAUCGAAAAGUUACCGGAAAGCUAUUGCCCUACUCGUGUGGGCAGCGUCUCUAAUCCUCACCCUACCGAUGAUUGUGAGCAUUCAGCUGAUGGCAGUGGGCACCAAGUCUAUGUGUCAGCCCACUUUGUCACCCCUCUCCUACAAGAUUUACAUCUCCUUCCUGUUUUGCACUAGCAUUGUUGCCCCUGGACUGAUUAUUGGCUAUCUUUACAUCCAGCUUGCACGUACUUAUUGGAUUUCACAGACAGAGACAUUCAAGCAGACCAAAAAAUUACCAAAUCAAAAGGUGCUGUACUUGAUCUUCACCAUCGUGCUCCUAUUCUGGGCAUGCUUCCUGCCCUUCUGGAUCUGGCAGCUGCUGGAUCAAUUUCACCCCACACUGUCUCUGUCCACCAAAGCCAAACGCAACAUCAACUAUCUGACCACAUGCCUGACGUACUCCAACAGCUGCAUCAACCCAUUUCUCUACACACUGCUCACCAAGAACUACAAGGAGUACCUGAGGAAGAACAAGCGCUUGUGGACAACUGGCAACUACUUCAACAGGAGUCGCCGUUUUCAGCGUUCGCCGCGCAGAUCGCCAUCUGCCAGCAGUCAGCAGUGCACCGAGAGCUUCAUGCUUACGCAUACAGCAUCACUACGAGCUCAUAACAGCAGUCUGUGAGAUAUGACAGAGCUGUGAAAGGAGACGAAAAGAAAAGACCCCACUGGAGACGCAAACGGGAGCAGAGCCUGGACGUGACGUCGCUCCAUUCGACCACAAGUGAAAACAAAGACAACGAAGAGUGUUUGUUUUGUCAAUAUCUGCGGACACAAUUGUGUUGAAGGAACACCAGGAGGAACCAAAUCUGAACUUGGUUGUUGCUGCUGGACACAAUGUACAAAAGAGAACCUUCCCCCCUCACAUGUAUAUUCAUCUCUCACAGCGUCUUAAAAACAGAGGCUUGUCAGCUUGUUUUCAUGCUCACCUUCUGUCCGUGCACUGGGGUCAGCCUGCAUGCAAAAAGCUGUUAUUUCCCAGUGCCUGAGAGAUGUGUACAGUACAUGCUGGUGACGCACAAGUGGAGGAAAAACAGGAACUGUGGGUUUGAUUUGUAUUAAAAAAAAAAAAACAACUGUAAAAACAAUGUAAUUAUGAUGG
Molecule: messenger RNA, 2109 nt
Organism: Archocentrus centrarchus (flier cichlid)
Lineage: Eukaryota; Metazoa; Chordata; Actinopteri; Cichliformes; Cichlidae
Gene: uts2r1
Product: urotensin 2 receptor
Exons: 4
Coding region: 541-1632 (363 amino acids)
Biological process (GO): blood vessel diameter maintenance; neuropeptide signaling pathway; regulation of blood pressure
Cellular component (GO): plasma membrane
Molecular function (GO): urotensin II receptor activity
Source: RefSeq, a predicted model, not a curated record